CUCUCACACACUCACACACACACACACACACACACACACACACACACACUGACACACACACUUGCACUCACUCACACACACACACACACACACACACACACAUACACACACCACCACUACAGUAUAUCAGCGAGUGACUAGCGGAGAGCCAGAGGGGAGUGCAGAAAUGAAUGUGAAGAUCCUGACGCUGGUGAUUGUGCUCUUGGUGUCUCUGCUGUGUUCUGCUACUGCUGGUCCCAUGGCCUCCGUGGAGCAUGGCAGAGAGCUGGAAGAGGCCUCUGCAGUGAGAAAAAUGGUCCAGCAAAGCCCUGCGAGGGGCGGUCAGACCCACAGACCAGCUGGCUGGAAGAGGAGACGCCCACGGCCCCGUCUUUCCCACAAGGGGCCCAUGCCUUUCUAGAGCAAGGCACUGCAUUGAGCGCCCUCCCCCAGGUUCUGAUUUCUAUGCUCUUCCUUUGCCUUGGGGGGCCUUGCAACGAAGGGCCUACGCUUGCCCAGCCUGAAGAGUGAUGUCCAUAGCACCUGCUGGUUCUUCAAGCAACUCUGUCCACAAAAAAAAUCAGGACAAGCCGCUCACCCUCAGCUCUAUAGGAGGAAUUGGGGACAGGGAAGGGGGGUGGGGGGUAUUGAGCCCGAGCUAUCAGACUCUAUUUCUCUGUCUCUCUCUUUUUCUUUCUCUCACUCCCUCACUACUUAUCUAUCUCUGUCUUCUCCCAAGUGUUUUUUUUAAUUAUUAUUUUCCUAUCAUUUGCUUAAUAGAGCCCAAUCAAUAGCUGUCUCCCCGAGUGUCUCACACACUUUGCAUGACAUGUGGUGGAGAAGGAGCCCAGUCCAAACAAUCUGAGUCUUAAAGCGUCUGUCACUUCUCCAUGGUGUGGUAUUCCCAGCUCUCAGAUUCAAGGUUGCUGCCGCCACCGAUUUCUUUGUUGUGUAGCUAACAGCUUUUAAGUCGUGAGAGAGAGCACUGAUCAUGCAGAAGGGCAGUGUCAGUUAUAAUAGUUGACAGAAGCAAAUAUUAACUUCACAUAUGAUACUGGAGAUGCCUGCUGCGUAAAGGAAAUCUUAGGUUUUGUGUUUAAAAUGGAAGUGCAAGAGCGUCACAUUUAAAGGUCAUUGAAGCCAUCGUUCAAUUAUCUUUAUUAACGAUGCUUUGUGCCUCCUAAAGACAGUGUGUCCACACUGUCAAAACAAUCCAUUUAAGUGACACAAUAAUUCCUUAAUUUAGGAGAUUCUUUAAUCCAAAGCGAUUUUGGUGUUUCUGAACUCAUUAACACCUUAGAGGCGGGGGGUUUACUGACAUGCUCAAGGUUACUGUAACAUGUUGCACCUUGGAUGAGUCCUUUGACCCCAAAUCCCAAUCCUGUUCCCAAUCCCCAGCCUUCGCACCACACUGCUGCCCUGUGCAGCUGCUCUACACGACUGUUAACUGGCAGGGGCGGUCUGCUCCACCGACAGGCCGCCUUGCCUUUUAAUGAAGUGCCAAAUAAUAACCUUGUCCACAAUGCUGCCAGGAACAAAGGAAUGAAAGGUUAGGCAGAAACACAUUACCUCUUGUUUGAAGUCUUGAUACACUGACACAUCAUGCAUUUUAAAUUUCUGCAAACAGAAAUCCCACGUGAGAUAUAACGUUAGCGAGGACGACAAGUUCAAUUAGACCAAAAAGGACAAAACAGAAAAACCAAGAGGAAACCGUUUCAAAGCUCAGCUCAGUUAAUAUGCCACAGUGACCAGCCUAACACUAUAGUGCUCUAGCUGUUGUAAUACUCAGCACAAGGCUGGUUUGACCCCUUGACCGACAUCUUUCACUGACAAAAUGCUAUGCCUUUCCAUCAUACUGGAAUAUAUUACUGUUUAUGUUUAUUUCUUUGUUUAAGUAGUUUUAUUUCUUUUUUUUUUCUCAGGGUGCUGUGACAGAGGCUUGUACUAGAGCAGUCUAUUUUGUGCAUUUAUUUAAAAAAAAAAACUCAAACAUACAGUACAUUAAAGCUUAUGUGAGCAUAUUUUCAUAUACUGUAUCUUUACUCUCCCUGUAUGUAUUCACCAAUAUAGCCAUGUAGCCAGACUCAGUCCUUUCUAGCCACGAUCCGUUCCCCACAUUACGUCGGGUACAGUUGCCUUUCUAGUGUGCCCUUCCACAGCACAGGUGGUCGUGGCUUUGAUCAUUACGCUCAUUAAAUCCUCGAGUUAAUCUUUUUCAGAUGGAUCUCCCCAAGGCUGGCCCGGGCCACUUAGUCUGAGCUCAUUGUUCAAUUGGCUUAGACUGAAACCACACCCUUCCCCCCUUUCCCAAUCCCCAAACCGCGGCGAUUCAGUGUGUAACAUUGUAACAUAUUAGGAGUGUAACCUGUAGAGCAGCCACCUUGCAAUUGUCCGUUGUAUACUAGGUGUGCCAAGCAACUUCCUUGUGUUUUUCAAUGGGUUUGAGGGGAAAAUCUGAUUUCAAUCCACUGCGAUUCAAUCAGCAAACACCCUACUUCCACCAGAUGAGCAACUGGGAGGUUAACAUAGAUUCCCGGCAUCGUUUCCCUCUCACCAUGUCUCAUGCAAAUAUUAUAAUAAAAUGCAGAGUCUUCUCAUUCCCAGCAUGAGAGGCUUUUAUUAGGAGGGCAUCUAAAAUCACAGUGGUAAUCCACCCAGCCAAGCACACCUUGAUUAAAAAUGUAUUAAAUCCUAGGGCACUGUGAAGAGUAAUAAUUUCAGUUCCAUCCUUUUUUUCCCCCGUACCCGCUCCGACAGAGAUGUAGAUUUCAUUAAUGCUCCUUGGGAGUGAGACAGCUUUGCUCACAAUGUCUCAUGUAUUAUUGGGGAAGACAGUGGGAAGAUAUGAGCUGGGGAUGGAAGUUCAAAGCUGCAGGAGUCGGGAUGCUGGAAGUAGACUAGGUCAUGACAAGGGGUUCAAAUCAAUAUUUCCCCCAUCUCAGAGGUUUUUGUUACGGAGCCGAGCAACGUCUGUAUCCGCACUGUUCUUCAUGAAUGUAUCCUCACCAUCUGCACCAGCCAUGCCGCCCUUUCAGAGACCAGAGCAAACCAAUGUUUAUGUAAAGUACCCUUUUUAAUCUUGGUCUGGUUAUCAGUUGAAUCCAAAAAUCAAAAGCCAAAUAUCCCAGUGAUCCAAAGCCUCCAGUGUCAAUAAGUCCCAACAAAUAGACGUGGCUUUGCUCCAAAACUGCUCUGUGUGGGUUCGCAAGGCUGCACUUUCUGCAAUUCCAUUAUGCUGCUGGAAAAAUACACCCAGAAAACAUGAGUCUCUUGAUAUGGAAUAGUUUUCCAGUGUAUUGUGACAAUUUUUUGUCUGAUUUUUGUCUAGCUGGUUGUCCAAAGCUUACUUUUUGAAUACAGUGUGAAAACCUGUAUCUUUUGUGGAUGUAACAAAAUAGAAAAGUAGUCUGCAGCACAAUAUGUCGUGGACACGUGAAAGCUUUCAGGCAUUCUUUUCUUGUAGAUCAUAGCUCACAGCCCUCCUCUGCACAUCAGGUUAAUGGGCCUUGUGGUGUGGAAGGACAAGCACGUCCAGGCUCAAACUGAAACUGUAAACCAAUACAUUAUGCUCGGGGAGCAAAACCAUUUUCCUUAAUGGUCUUUUCCAGCAAGGCUUACACAAGAGAAACGAUUCCUAUCCUAUCAAUGUUUCCCCCCCAGUUCCUCUUCUCUGUGACCAUCACAUGGCCUGAGUAAUGUUCCUAUGCACUUGUUAGCAUGUUUUCCUGGUAGAAAAAUGUUUGUGCUGAGAACUUGCCCCAUUGUGUUUAGUUUUUUUUAAUUUUUUUUUUUUUUUGUCCAAAUGCAUUUGGCUGGGAGUGUGUAAGGAGUGGGGCUGAGCAGAGAGAUAGAUAUGGGUUACUGAUGGAGGUGAGAGUAAGGUAGCAGAAGGUUUUAAAAUAUUAGCUUAGCCAAUGAGUUCGGUUUUCUCAAUAGCGACAGACACGACCGCCACACGUAAAAGUCACAGAAAAACACAAGGUUUUUUAUGUUUUCGUUACUAUUGUCAUUGUGUACUCAGUCCUCUACCAGACACAAUUCCUUUAAAAAUCACACGGAACCAAACUUCUCAUUCAUUGUGGAAAUGGUAGGAGAGUUGGCACACGACACAUUCCACGAUUUUACCUUGUGAAUUUCUAAACCCAUCAAACUGUAUCAUGUUGGCCUUCAGAGUGGGUGUCUGCAGGAUCGAGUGGCUGAUAUUCAAUCCAACGCAUUCACACAUUUCCACCGGCUGGGCAAUCCAAAGGAUAACUAGAUUAUAUCUCCCACGGGAAAUGACUGUCUGUCAUUAUCCUGGAGCCUCAAAAUGAGACUUCCUACACCCAGAAUAGCACAGGCCCCGCCUGCCUUGAUUGCAACACAUUCUCCCUCUAUGUAACCACUGUGUCCGAGAUGAAGAUCAGCCACAUUCAAAACAACCUGAGGAGAGGUGCAGUCUGUAGGCUCACACGCCAUCGCAACAGUGUUACUAGGUCUCAAGCAGAUACCAUUUUUAAGACAAUGUAUUACUCCUGAAACUUAUAUUCUGUUAAUGGUGUGUGCUCAUAUUACUCACCAGGCCAAAUGUACAGUCCCUGUCUCUGUUUUGAUGUUGAACUGGGCAAAAAUAAAUGACAUAAAUAAAUAAAUAAAUAAAACAAGUGUAUCAGAAAUGGUUGAAAUACUGUGUACAUAUUUGAACUUUUGGUUUCUAAUUUAUAAAAGAUAAGCUUUAGCUCUUGGAGUACUUAUUUUAUUUUUUUCCUUUCAUGCGUAGCUUUGUGUUUUUAUUUUCUAUUUCUGUAAAGUGUGUAAAUAUAUCUUUAUGAUAAUAAGUAAUAUUAAAAAUCUUAUUUUAAGAAA
This is a messenger RNA of Scophthalmus maximus (turbot), 4824 nucleotides long. RefSeq names its product apelin (gene apln). Gene Ontology annotation, molecular function: apelin receptor binding; hormone activity. Bases 167 to 400 code for a protein of 77 amino acids. The record is from RefSeq and is a predicted model, not a curated record. The transcript is spliced from 3 exons. NCBI's taxonomy places the organism in Eukaryota, Metazoa, Chordata, Actinopteri, Pleuronectiformes, Scophthalmidae. Gene Ontology annotation, biological process: signal transduction.